GGCAGUCAGCAACGAACUGCCUUUGCUCUCACCUUCCCUCUCGUCUCGUCCGGUUGAAUCGAAACAUCAGGUGAAAGAAGCACAUGAAUCAAGCGUGUUUUAUUUUUUCUCUCCAAUGGUUAUAUAUGAAGAGAAUGCUGUGGAAUGCUGCCAUUUGGGUUCCGGGCAAACAAGCUGCCCUACUGUCACCCAGCAGCAGCGCAUGAGAGAGGCUCGAGGACGGACUCCUCCCCACCUACCCGUGACACUUUCAAGACAGCGCUGAGAAAGGAUAGCAGCCUUUUUCGGCCAGUCUGCGAACAGAGCAGUGAGACAGCGUUACGUAUAAACGACUUCACUGCAGCCGGGGGUUGCCUAUGUGGCUUUCUAAAGUUCCACCUCUGAAAACGUUGACAUCUGACGGACUCGAGCUAAAGCGCGAGAUUGCUUCUUUUCGUUUCUCAUUAUUGGACUUGGACCUACCCUCUGCGCUGUUGAUUCCCAGCGAACAGUCCUGACACGAAUCCAGCUCAGCGCAUGCCAUGACCUUACAGAGCCUGCUGUAUUAGAUGGUCAUUCUAAUCAACGUUUUAUACAUCUGACUGCAUGUAUUGAUAUCCCUUUUUGUACAUUUGUGUGAAAAGUGUCUGCCCUAGGAGUGAUUUUUACUUAUCCUGGAGCCGUCAAAGCUGACGUCCCAUGAACACAUAAAACUGAACCCGGACACUGAACCUGAGCGAGAUGCACUACACACAGUGACACUUGCACUACACACAGUGACACUUGCAUCAAAGCCCUUCGCACAUAGUGGUGUAGGAGACAGCGAUUUUCUGUUGUAUUUAAUUGUCCUGCCUUUUUCUGUCAUCCAUAAACUGCGACAGAGGAAAGCAAAGGCACACACAUGUAAACGAAAGAAGGCAUCUCUCCAGCUGAAGUGUACCGAGAACUGACAGAUCGUGCAGUCACCCCACAUCGAAGAGGAAUACGUGCCGAACUUUGCUGUUGUAAUGUUGAAAGUGGAGAUGGUGCUAUUUGUCUUUCUGGUGCUAUGGAUGUGUGUAUUCAGCCAGGAGCCCAGCUCCAAGGUGGUGGCCGACCGGUAUGCCGUUUUCUGGAACCGAACCAACCCCAGGUUCCAUCGUGGAGACUACCACAUUGACGUGUGUAUAAACGACUACCUGGAUGUGUUCUGUCCCCACUAUGAAGACAUGGUGCCGGAGGAGCUGAUGGAGCGCUAUGUCCUCUACAUGGUCAACUACGACGGCUACAGUACGUGUGACCACACAGCCAAGGGCUUUAAACGCUGGGAGUGUAACAGGCCUCACUCCCCCAACGGACCACUCAAGUUCUCAGAGAAGUUCCAGCUCUUCACCCCCUUCUCUCUGGGCUUCGAGUUCAGACCGGGCAGAGAGUACUACUACAUCUCCUCCACCAUCGCCGAGAAUGGACGAAGAACAUGCCUGAAACUCAAAGUCUUUGUCCGACCAUCAAACAGCUGUGUGAAAACUAUAGGUGUACAUGACCGUGUUUUUGACGUAAACGACAAAGUAGACAAUUCAUUAGAACCCCGAGAUGAUACAAGUCAUGAGUCUGCCGAACCGUCCAGGAGUGACGCCACAAGCGCAGCCUCACACUUGCGGAUAGCCAGUCCACUGCUGGCUGCACUGCUAAUCUGCUUAGCAACACUCUUCACCUUAUAGCGCCUCCCCCUGUCCUGGAAGGGAAUUACACCCUGCGCGUCCUGAAUCUACCCAAUGAUGAGGCUGGGGCUAGGGUGGGAGAAUGGGCGGGUGUGGGGGGGGUAUUGAGACUGGGCUUCUUAAGGAACACUAUUUUUUCCAGAUAUUUAAGUGGUCUUUCUCCGUCAGUGAGUUUGAAAAAGUUGAUGUUGGAUGUGGAAGAAACUGUUUCCCCCUUAAAACUGUCAACUAAGAUGCCAAAUCUCUAUUUUUUGACACUUAGUGAUUCUUGUUUUCCCUUCUGACAUCCCUUUACGUCAUGCCGAUUCAUUGUACCACUCACAUACACACAUAUACAGGUACACACACCUAAACACACUUUUACACGGACAGUUUUUCAAUAGCUCUUUGGUAGGUUGUAAAGCAGCAAUACACAGCAGGUCAUGGUUGUUUUAGCUCUUAUCUAGAAAAAAGGAACAGAGAUGAGUAGUACUCACACCUCUCUCCUAGUCUUUAGACUCAUCUCUUUCAGCAUCAGGUGGAUAAAGAGUCUGGGUCUUUGUUAGGUGUUACAGAUAGUGGAACACCAUGGAGUUAUCAGUUGAGAUACAGUGUAGAACAUGUUUAGUAGGAGAGAAGAGGGCAUGAGUGAGCUGAGUUGGUUGAAGUAUUAAGUUCCCUGGCCUCUUUGAUUAAGGUAUGCUGUCAUGUACCCUCUUUGUGUGUAGAGAGAAUGGUUGGAGACUUUUGGCACGACACAAAGAAAAGACAAAUAAAAACAUUUAGUCCGUUGGGUGGAUAAAAGUUCAAAUAUUUGGAAGAUGACUCAAUUUAUGAGGGGCAGACAGGCAGGUAACUUUGGGCUUUAUUCACUGACUUAAUUAAUAUAUAAUUGCUCUUUCGUGUCGGGCAAUGCUUUGUGAGUGAUAACAAUCUGAACCCUCACUGAUGGCACUUUUGAUUCAGUUUGUUAUAAAACCUUUUCACUGAGUUUUACCUGACAUACUCAGCCUUCUCUUGCUGAUAUUUUAAAUGCCAUCUAUGAUUAUGGCAAAGACGUUUAUCUAUCAAAGUGGGGGAAGAUUUGUGUUGUUCAAAGGUUAUGUCAACAGUUUAGAGAAGAAAGCUCCUCUACCUCUGUGAAAGCUACCAACAUUUGAAGAGGCUGCCUCUCUCACCAUGUUACAAAACAGCCCUUUUUGAAUAUGAAAUAAUACCACUUCCCUACAAGGCAAAUUUAGAUUUUUCUUACAAUUGCUUAUCAUUAGUUCACUUAGACGUGCUGUAGAGCUUGGCAUAUGGAAUCUUCCCUCAGCAUAGCUUUCUACCAUACCCAGUAAGGAGGCACCGCCAUCUAGGAAACAGUGUUGCUUUACUUUACCACUCAUGUAUAACCACAACUUCAACUAUAACCUCGGAUUCAAAUGCUGUAGCUCCAUUAUAACAGGCUGCCUAUUCCCCAUUCAUUUUACUACCGCAUAAUUCAAUCUCAUCAUAAUCAACUCACAAUGAUUAUGUUAAUAGAGAAAAUCUCCUUUAACAUCGAGGCGGAGCGCAGAGUAGUUUAGUUUGGCCAUGUUUUGUAUAGGCCCCCAUUUAUACAUUGUACUGCUGUAUAAUGACAUUCAACUUCCUUAGACUCACAAAGGAUCAGAUGGUAGAUUAACAUAGCUGGAGCGAUUUGUAAAUGGAAAUGCUGUUAUUCUGUUCUAACCCGGAGUAGGAUGGACAGAUACAUUAAUUAGGUGUGUUGAUACAGGUCUGCUUUCACACAGAGACAGACAGACAGACAGACAGACAGACAGACAGACAGACAGACAGACAGACAGACAGACAGACAGACAGACAGACAGACAGACAGACAGACAGACAGACAGACAGACAGACAGACAGACAGACAGACAGACAGACAGACAGACAGACAGACAGACAGACAGUUGAGAGGUUGCAUGCCUAGUUAACGGUCCUACUGUGACUCUUUAAUGAGGUUCAAAAUGACAGGCAUGCAGACCUCAUGUUUUGGAGUUCGGGGAGUUAUUUCAGCUGUUAAAAAUAGAUGGUGGAAGGCCUGGGGGUUUUAAAGCGUCAGUGACCUUGCAGUUAUAGAGGGCUGGAGAGUGAAGGAGAUAGGGGAGAGAGAGAGAAAGAAAGAGUGAAAGAGAUUGAAAGAAAGAAGUGUAGGAGGAAGGAAGUUGCAUAUAUGACUGGAGUGCCUAACAAAAAAUACCCAAUGCAACCUUUUUAAAAACACUAGCUAAAAAUGGAAUACACACCCAAAGGCAUCUUUUUUGUUUUGUUUUGAUAUAUUUUUUGUUGUUGCUUUUUCGCAGCUGCCUUCUACAGUAUAUUCUUCUGCUGAAGGGUUGUGUGUGCUGUCGGCCAUAUUUGUUUUCGUACUAUGGUAACAAUGCUAUUACUGUAGAAUAGCAGCUCAGCUUUCGGGGUUAACAAGAGAGGACGCCAUAUAAAGGGCACUAAUUUUCACCAGAACACCAUAGGGGAUGGGUGCCAUGUUCAAUCCCAGACUGUCAUCGACAUAACGUUAUAGCCAACACUUUUUGGGGAAGUCCAGCUUCAAUUCUAUUUUAUUAUAAUUACCCGUACUGCUCUUUAUCAUUAUUGCUACUAUUAUUACCAUGGUUUAUUCUGUACACACGUUAACUUGGGAAAUAAGGAUCAACUUGUUAGCUGGAUACCGUGUAUCCUGAGGUAGUCAACCAUAUAACAUGUAGUGUUAGAUUAGUUACUGUUUUUGUACCUUUCUGGUGGACAAAGGAAAAAUUAGACACUUCAUUGUUAAAAACGGUAUUAUUGUUAUUAUUGUUAUGAUGACGAUGAUGAUGAUGAUAUUUAUUAUUAGCAAAAACUUGAUGUAAAUAGUGUUUGAUAUUAAAGUAUUAAUUUCAUUCGUA
Oncorhynchus keta (chum salmon) is the source of this 4570-nucleotide messenger RNA. RefSeq names its product ephrin-A5. Gene Ontology annotation, biological process: regulation of cell-cell adhesion; regulation of actin cytoskeleton organization; axon guidance. The record is from RefSeq and is a predicted model, not a curated record. NCBI's taxonomy places the organism in Eukaryota, Metazoa, Chordata, Actinopteri, Salmoniformes, Salmonidae. Gene Ontology annotation, molecular function: ephrin receptor binding. Gene Ontology annotation, cellular component: external side of plasma membrane; plasma membrane. Bases 987 to 1679 code for a protein of 230 amino acids. The transcript has 5 exons.